Molecule: messenger RNA, 612 nt
Organism: Dentiscutata erythropus
Lineage: Eukaryota; Fungi; Glomeromycota; Glomeromycetes; Diversisporales; Gigasporaceae
Source: the annotation of a GenBank genome assembly
GCUACAGAACAAAUAGUUAAUCUCUUAAAGCCAUUUGAAGAGAUUACAAGACACAUUUGUGAAUCAAAGUAUCCCACUUUGAAUCUUGUAUACCCCUAUAUUCGAACUUUAAAAAAUAAAUUCAUGCCGAAAAGUGAAAAUAGUGAAUCAUAUGAAGCUUGGAUUACCCUAAUUUAUGGCUCAGAAGAUUCGGAUACCAGCAAUAAUUCAAGUAUUAGUAGUGACAACGAAGCUGAUAUACCAUCAGCAGGAAAUCGUCAACAAUGGCAGUAUGUACAUCGAAAAUUAGAAGAUUCUAAUUCUGUAGAAUACUUAUCACCUAAUUCAUCUAAUAUAAUAGGUUUAAAGGCUUCUAUUUUAGACCCCCGAGCAUUAAAAUUACUUCUAUUUGCUACAACUCAAGAGCGGAAAGAAACUGAAGCCCAAGUUCAUGCUGAAUUAUUGUCAUUUGAAAAUCAAAUGAAUAUUUCAAGUAGUGCUGAAAUAGAAAGAAGUAUAGUACCUAUUAGUGAAGAUCCUCAAGAUUCUCUAAGUGCCGAAUUAUGGGGAUCAUUGUUAAUACCUGAUAAUGUUACUGAUAAAGAUGAAUUCACCCGAUACAUGAAAGAACCA